AUGUACUCUCGCGACGACAUCCACUGCGAGUACCCCAGCUACCUCACUUCUACUGUGGUCCAAUGGGUUUCACCUAUGUCAUUGGACACGGCAGAACACAUGGAAGAGGACGAGGACACCUCCAAAUCGAUCCCGAAGUGGGUCGAGUUAGAAUACAUGCACAUGCGCUCUUUAGCAGGCCCUGGAGCCCAUGUCCAUUUCACGCACUUGUCCCAGUCGUCUUGCCCCUCGCUUUCGUCACUAUUUGACCGAGGAACACCGACAGAAAGCUCAGAGUCAGCCCAGGCAUCUUCUCAUCAGGUGUCAGUCAUGGAGCUGAUGAAAGCGAACGACAUACCUCUCAUUAAAGUUUGCCUUCUGGACCCCAAGGCAGAGAAAGAGCUGUCUCCUGAAGACGGAGAUGGUCGAUUCUCCUGGUUCUUGUUCGGGGGCAUCCUCGGCGACGAUCCACCCCGAGACAGAACAUCUGAACUGCGUGCGUUGGGAUUUCCCACACGACACCUCGGUCCGGUGCAAAUGACAACUGAUACCGCUCUCGGCGUGACGAAGAUAGUGGUGCAAGACAAAGUCUCGCUGUCUAAAAUUCCUUUCAUCGAUUAUCCAAAUAUCGUCUUCAAUGCAAAAGAAAGCGUCGAGAUGCCGUUCCGGUACAUCGCCAAUGGCAACGAACCGAUAUUACCCGCCGGCAUGCGAGAGCACUUAUACGAUGAUCUCAACCAGAGCUUCCAGUUCUGA
Sparassis crispa is the source of this 735-nucleotide messenger RNA. RefSeq names its product Protein arginine N-methyltransferase SFM1. Bases 1 to 735 code for a protein of 244 amino acids. The record is from RefSeq and is a predicted model, not a curated record. Lineage: Eukaryota; Fungi; Basidiomycota; Agaricomycetes; Polyporales; Sparassidaceae. Gene Ontology annotation, biological process: peptidyl-arginine methylation. The transcript has 9 exons. Gene Ontology annotation, molecular function: protein-arginine omega-N monomethyltransferase activity.